Aspergillus nidulans FGSC A4 is the source of this 2565-nucleotide messenger RNA. It is a transcript of the gene atrR, whose product is annotated as transcription factor atrR. Bases 1 to 2565 code for a protein of 854 amino acids. The transcript is spliced from 7 exons. The record is from RefSeq and is a predicted model, not a curated record. Lineage: Eukaryota; Fungi; Ascomycota; Eurotiomycetes; Eurotiales; Aspergillaceae.
AUGGACGGAAUUGGGGAGGGUCACGGUCCGAACGGCAUGGGAUACGAUAUGCCCAUGCUUAUGAAUCAACAUACUCCCAUCUUUGGCGCAUACGGCCCCGAGGGCUCGCCGGUCACCACUGCGCUUCCGAAUCCCUCGCUCCACGAUGAAGCUUCAAUGAGCAUAGGAGAUGAUAAUAAUGAUGCCAAGCGAAGACGGAUUGCGAGGGCUUGUGAUAUGUGCCGGAAGAAGAAAAUCAAAUGCGAUGGAAAAAUGCCUAAAUGCUCCCACUGUAUCAAUUACAAAACAGACUGUGUCUUUACUCAGGUUGAGAAAAAGCGCAACCCGCCUAAGGGCGCCAAAUAUAUUGAAGGCCUCGAGAACCGUUUAGGUCGCAUGGAGUCUCUGCUUCGUCUUUCCGGUCUACUCUCUGAAGAUGAUGGAAAGACGGACCUUGGGACAUUGGAAAAACGACUUGCUGACAGAUCUCUUUCAGCCGGUGGCUAUAAUGCUACCAAUAGCCCAACUAGAUUCAGUCUGCCACUUAAUGGACAACCGUCUCAGCCGGCUAGCACAUCACGGCAUUCGACACCCAGAGUGGACUCCCAUUCUAGCCCCCGAACGGCGGCUACCUCACCAGAGUCGCAGAAAGAGUCGGAGAAUGAAGUAGAAGGGUUGUCGGAUAUGAUGUGUUCUUUGGUCACAAAUAAUUGCGGUGAGACGCGGUAUAUUGCAUACAUCGACGAUAAUAAAUGGAUGUACUGGAAACCGGAAAUUUUCAGUGACGUCUUUGCUCGUCGCGUCUUCAAACCCUUGCCUCCAAAAGAGGAGGCUUUGUCUCUAUUUCGAGACUUCUUCGAUAACUUUAAUUGCAUGUUUCCCCUUUUCCACGAACCGACAUUCAUGCACCUGGUUGAGAAACAAUAUUCUCGAGACCCUUACGAAGGCUCCGGCUGGUGGGCCAGCAUCAAUGUGGUGCUUGCCAUAUCGCAUCGUCUACGUGUAAUGAGCAACCUCGUCCCUCAAGAAGAAGACAAAAAAGCUUGGCUUUAUCUAAAAAAUGCCAUGGGCGUGCUAACAGAGCUUACGAUGCGAAAUACUGAUCUUUUGAGCGUCCAAGCGCUUCUAGGCAUGUCACUAUUCCUUCAAGGGACGCCAAAUCCACAACCCUCGUUCUUCUUAGUCGCUGCUGCUAUUAGAUUAUCUCACAGUAUUGGGCUCCAUAAGCGUGGGUCUGGUUUCGGCCUGAAUCCUGUAGAAGCAGAGCAACGCAAGAGAGUCUUCUGGAUUGCGUAUAUGCUGGACAAAGACAUUUGUCUCCGAUCCGGCAGACCGCCUGUCCAGGACGACGACGACAUGAACGUCGAGCUGCCGAGUGAAGAUCCUCCAGAUAAUAUCGGUAACGUCCCAUUGUUCGACGGGAAAGGGAAGUUCAACAUGUUUCGCACCUUGUGCAAGUUCUCUAUUAUUGAGAGCAAGGUGUACAAGCGCCUCUACUCGGCCACAGCUUCCAAACAAUCUGAUGGCGCCCUCUUGAAUACCAUCGGCGAGCUCGACAGGGAGCUCGAGGAGUGGAAAGAUAGCAUUCCUAUCGAUUUUAGGCCUGAACAUGAAAUAAAAGCAACACAUGGGCCUCUCAUAUUGCACAUCGUCGUGUUGCAUUUCGCUUAUUACAACUGUUUGACAACAAUACACCGGAUGUCAGUUCACCAUGGGUAUUGGACAAGCCGCCUUUCCAACUAUGCUAUUCAAGGUCUGAAUGCGCGACCAUUAAAUCCGCGAGUGUUCCUAUCGGCCGUUUUAUGCGUGACUGCUGCCAGAGCGUCCAUCAACCUGAUCAAAUAUAUCCCCCAAGGUGAUUUCGCCUGUGUCUGGUUGAUACUUUACUACCCGGUCUCGGCAUUGGUGACACUGUUCGCGAACAUCCUCCAAAAUCCAACAGAUGCGCGGGCUCGCUCAGAUGUCAAACUUAUGAACGUGGUUGUCAAUUUUCUCUCUACACUUGUAUCUGAUGAGUCGAAUGGGAGCAUCAAGCGCAUGCUUGGUGUAUGCGGCGAAUUCGAGAGAAUUGCGCAGGUCGUUCUCGACAAAGCCGAGCGGGAGUCUCAAUCAAAGAAGAAACGGAAAGCUGGACCGGAAGAGCCUAGGGAUUCACCACAAGCAGCAAGCACAACUUCAACGAAGAAAAAUACAGCCAAUACAUCGGCUACUAUGCCUUUUUCGCCCCCGCCGCAAUACGGUGCAGAUUCGCAGGAUAGUAGCUCUAAUGCUGCGAAUGGGGCAACGGCUUUCACAUCGAGUCAGACAAUGCCUGGAACAAGUAGCAUCUCUGACAUGUCGGGAACUAUACCUGCCAUGCCCAGGGCUAGCCAAGAUUUCACCGAAAUGCUUGGUCCCAACGCCCUGGAUGGAUUGAAUUUCAAUAGCCAGCCUCCUCUAACGUCUACUGGUGAUGUUCCCAUUGCGCAGCCAUUCCAACAGCCGUUUGUCCCACAAGAUCUUUGGCAGAUGCCUAUGACAAUCGAAUGGGAUUGGGCAGAUAUGUCUACGAACUUUCCCGUCUUCGAUUCAGGUCCGAGUCAUUAG